AUGCCAAAACCAUUUGACAGUGAUCAUGCGUUGCAUAGUAACUUGGCAAGUUCUUCAACUGCAUCAUCGAUUCCAUCAACCGCAAGUAAUCAACAAUUUGAAUUGCGCGAAGAUGAUCGUUUAAAACAAGAGGAAGAUUAUCGUCAGGAAUUGAUGAAAGUACAAGACGAAAUUGUUACAUUGAGACAGGUUCUCGGUGCUAAAUUAAAACGCGAAAAUGAAUUAAAACAAUUAUUAGGCGUUGGAUUUGUUGAUGAUUUGAAACAAGAUUGGAAUGAAACAAUAAGCGAUAUUAAAUCUACGCAUGCCUAUCAGAAAACGGCUGAAACGUUAAAAACGGCUACUGAUAAAUUAACACCAACAAUACAAAGUGUGAAUACAUCAUUGAAAACAAAAUUGGGUUCAUUGCGAAGUAGUUCGUAUUUCAAGACUUUUGAAGAUAAACUAGGAUCUGGAUUAAACGCUGUUAAAACAAAAAUGACACAAUCCAAAUCAGCAAUGAAUUUCAAUCGCGAUGGUGACGAAAAUCUAUCUAGUGGUGUUAAUGAUGGAAUCUAUUCGCGUGAUGAAUCUAUGAAUUUUUCUAACACAACAUCAACAGCAGGUGGUGCAUUUGCUGAUAGCACCGGUACAAAUAGUAAUGCGUCUCCUUCGAGUGGAAAACAACCAUUGUUAAAAUAA
Molecule: messenger RNA, 681 nt
Organism: Didymodactylos carnosus
Lineage: Eukaryota; Metazoa; Rotifera; Eurotatoria; Philodinida; Philodinidae
Source: the annotation of a GenBank genome assembly